AUGAAACGUCUUCUCCCAAGAAUGCAUCUCUUCGAGAUAGAUGACCAGCCAUGGUUCCCUCCAAUCCUUCGCCGCGCUGUACAAGCAGCACUCACGCAUGCAUGGAGACUGAAAACGCCCAUUAUCCAGCCAGUCCCUCCAGCUCAAUUUGCUGGACAAAUUCUCAUCCGUGAGCUGGGCCCAUCUCUAUCUCAGUAUACAUUUGUCGACUUUUGUGCCGGGGCCGGUGGCCCUACGCCAUACGUCGCUCGGGAGGUCAAUACAUAUCUUGCCAGCAAAAACGAGGAGCCCGCCACCUUCGUGCUCUCCGACAUCCACCCCAACCUGGAGUCCUGGGAGAGGAUUUCUCGGCUCAAUCCCCAGGUCAAGUAUGAGCCCACGUCAGUGGAUGCCGCCAGAGCCCCUCCACAGCUCGUGCAGCGAGGUGACGGCAAGAAGCUCAUGCGACUGUUCAAUCUCGCUUUCCACCACUUCGACGAUAAGCUGGCCAAGGAUAUUUUGCGAGACACUGUCAAAACCAGCCAUGGAUUUGCCAUUUUCGAGCUGCAGGAUCGAAGUUUCGCGAGCUUUGUCGCAGUCACACUUCUGUUGUUCGUGGCUUUGGGCUGGGCCCCAGUGCACUCUCUCAAGACGAGAUCCCCAACCACCUUCUUCUUCACUUGGAUCAUCCCCAUCAUCCCAUUUGUUCUCAUUUACGAUGGGUACAUCUCCUCACUACGGACUCGCGAGCCUGAAGAAGUCGAGGCUUUGCUCCGUAGUUGCGGUGCGAACACCAGCGCGUGGGAGAUAAAGAGCGGGCGGGAACUUCAUGCAUGGCCAGUCGGCUACAUCAGCUGGGUCGUGUGCAGGCCAAUCGGGGAGAAGCGCAGAUUUGCGAUUGAGUGA
Molecule: messenger RNA, 885 nt
Organism: Clonostachys rhizophaga
Lineage: Eukaryota; Fungi; Ascomycota; Sordariomycetes; Hypocreales; Bionectriaceae
Source: the annotation of a GenBank genome assembly